UACUGAAUGAGCGUCAGUGUUUAGCUUGGCUUGACAAGUUUCCCCGGACGAUCAUGGGAAUAGGAGUGUGUAUUUAGUUGACAGAUCAAUAGAAAGUUGCUGCUAACUUUGUACCUCUUUUGGAUCGAAGUGGGAUUAAGCGUUCUGGCAAAUGUAGGGGCGUGAGAAGUUUGGAUUUUUACUCUGUGCGAUUCGUAAACCAGUAAAAUCUGAAGUGGAAAUCCAAGCACAAGAGUAAAGAUGAACAGUCUGUCUUUUGACGAUGCUUCGUUGGAUAAUCUGGAUCCGACACUGUCGCUUAAUGACCCCAGCGAUAUUGACACGGCUCUCCUGAGCGACAUUGAUGACAUGUUACAGCUCAUCAAUAACCAGGACAUGGAGUUUGGUGGACUCUUUGAUGCCCCUCCAUACACUGGACCUCCUCCAACCCAAGAGGUUCCUGGUCUAAAUCAGCCCAUCACCUCUGUCGCUCCUCCCUCCACCACUACCACAGCACCAUCCUCCUCUUCUUCUUCCAUCCUAAGCAGUAGCCCCCACCUGGAUGCACUCUUGGGUCCUCCCAUCACUCGUAGCUCCUCCACCCCAGACAAGGCCUUCCAGCCUCCCACCUUUCAACAGUCCCCACUGGCCCAGGUACCCAGCUCCACCCCAAGGCAGCAGCCGACCUCCCCACAGCAGACUCAGAGCCUUAGGCAGUCUAAGGUAGAACAGCCUCAACAGAUAGCCAGCCCACCGGUGCCAGCUCAGACAGCUUCACCUCAUGGCUCACCAGGAACGACCCAAGCUUUCAGCUCUACACCCCAGGCCCUCUUCAGCUCACCGGCAGCUCAGACAUCCCCACAGCCCCAGACACAACUGCAGGCCCAGGCUCAGCCCCAGCAGACUCGGACCAACUACAGCAGCCCAAACAGCUACACAGCUGCCUGUCCAGUUAGUGUUAGCCAACCUGCUACCAGCUUAUCAUCUUCACCUCCAAGUGUUCAGCCAGUUGCAAUUCAGACUCAACUCCAAGGGCUGACCACCACCUCUCCUCUCCUGGCCACAUCAGCAAGCCCACCAACUCAAACCAUCACACCCCACGUUCAACAAGUACCUGUUUUGCUGCAGCCCCAGUUUAUUAAGGCGGAGUCUUUGCUUUUGACCACCCUGAAGCAUGACCCCUGCAUCGUCACUACAGUGGCAUCGCCCACGUCUUUGGCCACCACUACGACCCCAGUACAGAGCACUUCACUGCAGGCCUUUAUGGGCGGUGGCACCAUUCUCACCACAGUGCCUGUUAUGGUGGAUGCAGAGAAGCUGCCAAUCAACCGCAUUGCCAUCAGUGGUAAACCAGCCGGUCAGCCUCACAAGGGGGAAAAGCGCACUGCCCACAAUGCCAUCGAGAAGCGCUACCGGUCCUCAAUCAAUGACAAAAUUAUUGAGCUCAAAGACCUGGUAGCAGGCACCGAGGCCAAGCUUAACAAAUCUGCAGUACUGAGGAAAGCCAUCGACUACAUCCGUUACUUACAGCAGUCCAACCAGAAACUCAAACAGGAGAAUAUGGCUCUUAAAAUGGCAGCCCAGAAAAACAAGUCUCUCAAAGACCUAGUUGCCAUGGAAGUGGACGGACCGGCUGAUGUAAAGAAUGAGCUGCCCACUCCACCAGCAUCUGAUGUGGGCUCCCCCACCUCUUUCUCACACUGUGGCAGUGACUCAGAGCCAGACAGUCCAAUGGGAGAGGACACAAAGCCAAAUGUGAGCAUAUUGGAUAGAUCAGCAGCAGGGGGAAGUGCUGGUGGCAUGUUGGACCGUUCCCGGAUGGCCCUGUGCACCUUUACCUUCCUCUUCCUUUCACUCAACCCUUUGGCUGCCCUGUUCUGCUCAUCCAGCAGCAGCACAGCUGGAAGCAGUACAGCCGCCACCCAUCACACAGGCAGGAACGUUCUGGGCGUCGACAUUACAGCUGACUCAUGGAGUUGGAUGGACUGGAUGCUGCCCACUAUACUGGUAUGGCUACUGAAUGGUAUUCUGGUAUCGGGGGUUCUAAUCCGACUGCUGGUGUAUGGAGAGCCAGUGACCAGACCGCACUCAGGAUCUUCUGUUUUGUUCUGGAGGCACCGUAAACAGGCCGACUUGGACCUAGCUCGAGGGGAUUUCGCCCAGGCCAGUCAGAACCUGUGGACUUGUCUCAAAGCUCUUGGUCGUCCCUUACCUACCUCCCAGCUCGACCUGGCCUGUGCAGCGCUGUGGUCUCUCCUGAGGUUCUGCCUCCAGCGCCUCUGGGUGGGCCGUUGGCUGGCUGCCAGGGCAGGAGGCCUGCGCUCUGACCGCCCCCUGCAGGAGGAUGCGUGCAAAAGUAGCCGUGAUGCUGCUUUGGUUUACCACCGCCUCCAUCAGCUUCACAUGACAGGUAAGCUGAAUGGAAGUCACCUCUCAGCAGUACAUAUGGCUCUGAGUGCAGUGAACCUGUCUGAGUGUGCUGGCUCCUGUCUGCCUGUGGCCACUCUGGCCGAGGUCUACGUCUCUGCAGCUCUGCGUGUCAAAGCCAGCCUGCCGAGGAUUCUGCAUUUCACUUCUCGUGUGUUCCUGAGUAGUGCCCGCCAGGCAUGUCUGUCAUCCAGUGGCAGUGUGCCUCCAGCUAUGCAGUGGCUCUGUCACCCACUGGGUCACCGCUUCUUUGUGGAUGGAGACUGGGCUAUUCGCAGCACUCCUAAAGAAAGUAUUUACAGUCAGGCUGGCAAUACAGUGGACCCUCUGGCUCAGGUGACUCAGGCUUUUAGAGAGCACCUCCUGGACAAGGCUUUGUACUGUGUGGUCCAGCCUCAAGGGGAGAAAAGGCCAACCCAGGGUGAAGGGGAGUAUGCUGAUGCCCUGGAGUACCUCCAGCUGUUGAUCAGUGCAUCAGAUGCUGCUGGUGCCACUUCUCAGUCAUUCGCUAUUGGCUCCAACAUGGCUACUGUGACUGGCUGUGACCCUCACUCAAAGUGGUGGUCCUCAGUUGCAGUGGUGAUAAUCAAUUGGCUCCAAGGAGAUGAUGCUGCAGCAGAGAGACUGUACCCAACCGUAGAGCACCUGCCACGUAGUCUACAGAAUGCCGAGAGUCUUCUGCCCAAGGCAUGUCUGAACACAUUCAGGGCGGUGCGAGCUCUGCUGUCCAAGCCAGAAAACUGCCAGCUGAGUCUGAGCUACAGUGACAAGGCCAGCGCCCUGCUCCGAGACAGCCUCAACCUAGGACCACACUGCCACAGCUCCAGUUUAGACAAGGUGAUUCAGUUGCUGUUGUGUGAUCUGCUGUUGGUGAUGAGGACCAACGUAUGGCGUCUACAGCAGCAGGGGACAAGUCCCGGGGGUCCAGUGUCUGCGGGUCUCAGUGGACCUGCAGGGUUGCACCAGGCCUCUCCACCAGAGCUCCAAGGCUUUCAGCAAGAUCUCAGCUCCCUGCGCAAGCUAGCCCACACCUUUAGACCGGCAAUGCGGAGGUUAUUCCUUCAUGAAGCUACAGCCAGGUUGAUGGCAGGGGCCAGUCCCACCCGCACACACCAACUCCUGGAUCGCUCACUGCGACGCAGAGCAACGCCUGGUGCCAAGACAGAGGAGUGUGAGACGCGGCCAGGGCAGCGCGAGCAGGCAGAGGCUGUGAUGUUGGCGUGCCGCUACCUGCCUCCCUCCUUUCUGUCGGCUCCCGGCCAAAGGGUGGGCAUGCUGGCGGACGCAGCCCGUACCCUGGAGAAGCUGGGAGACAAGAGGACCCUACACGACUGCCAGCAAAUGAUCAUCAAGCUGGGGAGCGGCACUACCGUCACCAACAGCUAGAGAGAAAGGACAAGGGGAGGGGCUGACAAACAUGCAUGGACACUGUAUAUAGACACAUCUCUAACACACGGAAACACACACAGACAGAAAACAGCAGGCAGUCUCUGGUUUUUUGACGUGCAGCUAUUGUUCACAUUUGUUAAACUACACGGAUUUGUAUCGAACCUCAAAGAUUUUCUCCAUGGUCCCUCCCAUUCCCCCAGCCCCACAUCUGCAGGCACUUCUAGAGUUCACAUCUGGUUUUUAUGGAUUAUUACCAGACCGUAAGAAGUAUUUUUCUCAGAAUUUCAUUUGCAGUGCCAGCGUCUGACCAUAGUGAGGCACCAUCACUUCUUCUGUGCAGAUGGUGUGAAUGAGUUGGUCAUGUGUGAAAGGAUAAUGGACAGAUCUGCCCUGUUUUUAUUCAGUCUAGUCCCUUCCCUGUGUCUCUCGAUACAGACACACUUUCUACUCAGUGGAGGGGCUGAUCUGAUUAGUUGCGCAGUAAGGUGUCUCCUGUUUGUGGGAGGAAAAUGGCCAAACUGUGGCUGACUCCAGUGGGAAGUCACAGGUUGUUCAAAGUUGAUGUGAAUCAUGUUUCACUUUAACUGAGCAGUGGCAAAAUGCUGCAUAAGCCCAGUGUCCCUAUCUGCACUAGCCUCCAAAGGCUGAUUUCAAUGAGAUGAGUAAUAAUAUGGCUUUAUAAGGUUAUUUUCAUGAGUUUUUUUUUUUCUUGUUUUGCUGUGUAAAUAUUUUAAAGUGUAUUUAUAAUCUGUAUGAACUUUGAUUAAGCAGUAUUUUGCAUAAGCAGAAAGAUAAAAUGCUUAUAUUUGCCCCUAAACCUGUUAAAUAGGUAGCAUUUGAUCAGGCUCGUAUCAUGUUAUUGCCAUAGUGAUGAAAGGGGACAGUACUGGGUAUCAGUAUCAUCUGACUCUGACCUUUGGAACUGUUGCACACGUAUACAACUGAUAGCAAAAAAAGGUAGGCAGUGCCCAAGUUUGACAUCACCAACUUACAGCUCGGAAUUAAUAUGAAGCUUUGAGUUUUCGGCAACAAGUUACACAAAUUGGUUAUAAAAAGUCAAAAUAACUGAUCAGUUCUUUACCCAAAGAGGGCCUGUUGUGUAAUCUGCUUUGUAGCUCCAACAUUAAGAGCAAUGCUUGCUCUUUCAGUCAUUUUAGUUUCAUGCUCAUAGAGAACCACCAUUUGUUGAUUUCUAGACAACUGUAAGAAGAACGUGACUUUUUUUUUUUCUUUUUAUCCAGGACCAGUAUGUUUAUAGUGUGUAACUAAUGUGAGACCUGAGAGGUGGUAGUUUGAGAUGAGAAUCAACCACGUCAAAAGAUCAUGUUUGUAUGUCCUUCAACUGACAUCUUUUCAUCUCUUCUUUCUUUCAUUUAUUCGUUUAUGAUGUAAAUAUUAAAAUAUUUUGUAAAGAACA
Molecule: messenger RNA, 5212 nt
Organism: Sphaeramia orbicularis (orbiculate cardinalfish)
Lineage: Eukaryota; Metazoa; Chordata; Actinopteri; Kurtiformes; Apogonidae
Gene: srebf1
Product: sterol regulatory element binding transcription factor 1
Exons: 19
Coding region: 241-3792 (1183 amino acids)
Biological process (GO): regulation of transcription by RNA polymerase II
Cellular component (GO): nucleus
Molecular function (GO): protein dimerization activity; DNA-binding transcription factor activity, RNA polymerase II-specific; RNA polymerase II cis-regulatory region sequence-specific DNA binding
Source: RefSeq, a predicted model, not a curated record